Molecule: messenger RNA, 12099 nt
Organism: Penicillium paradoxum
Lineage: Eukaryota; Fungi; Ascomycota; Eurotiomycetes; Eurotiales; Aspergillaceae
Gene: nrps14
Product: PKS-NRPS hybrid synthetase psoA
Exons: 6
Coding region: 1-12099 (4032 amino acids)
Biological process (GO): fatty acid biosynthetic process; secondary metabolite biosynthetic process
Molecular function (GO): fatty acid synthase activity; 3-oxoacyl-[acyl-carrier-protein] synthase activity; phosphopantetheine binding
Source: RefSeq, a predicted model, not a curated record
AUGGGAUACACACAUUCACCAAAAGAGCCCAUUGCCAUCAUCGGUAGUGGGUGUCGCUUUCCUGGAGAUUCCACGUCUCCUUCAAAGCUGUGGGAGUUGCUCUACUCUCCGCGAGAUCUCACAAGGGAAGCCCCCUCCGAUUCACGAUUCAACGCCAAAGGUUUCUACAAUGUCGAUGGUGAGCAUCACGGUGCCAGCAACGCAAGCAAUGCGUACUUCAUCGAGGAAGACCCUCGGCACUUCGAUGCUGGAUUUUUCAGUAUCGCGCCGCGCGAAGCCGAAUCCAUCGAUCCACAACAGAGGCUCUUGCUUGAGACCGUGUACGAAGCGAUGGAAAAUGCCGGCCUGACGCUGAAUGGAAUGAGAGGCAGCGAGACUUCAGCCUAUAUGGGUGCCAUGUCCGCUGAUUACACAGAUACUCAGCUGAGAGAUAUCGAGAACGUCUCCAAAUACAUGAUCACUGGAACGUCCCGGGCCCUCUUGUCGAAUCGCUUAUCCUACUUUUUUGACUGGAAAGGUCCCUCUAUCAGUGUCGACACGGCGUGCUCGUCAAGUCUGGCAGCUGUGCAUCUUGGUGCCCAGGCCUUGCGCGCGGGGGAGUGCAAAAUCUCCUGCGUGGGCGGCUCCAAUAUCAUUCUCAAUCCAGAUUGCUAUCUUGCCGCCACCAGCCUUCAUUUACUUUCCCCCACCGGUCGUUCUCAGAUGUGGGAUGUGGCUGCGGACGGAUACGCUCGAGGAGAGGGCGUUUGUGUGUUCUUCAUGAAGACCUUGUCUCAGGCAUUGCGAGAUGGAGAUCGGAUCGAUGCACUGCUCCGAGAAACAUGUGUCAACUCGGAUGGGCGCACGCAAGGUAUUGCACUACCUAGUGCUGAGGCACAAGUUUCCUUGAUGAGGACUGCGUACAAGAAUGCCGGGCUAGACCUCUCAAAGGCAGAAGAUCGCCCGCAAUAUAUUGAGGCCCAUGGAACCGGUACCCAAGCUGGAGAUCCUAGAGAAGCAUUCGCCAUUGGCACCACAUUCUUCCCACCCGAGGAAGACCACAGUCACAGACCCAAACUCAUUGGUGGGUCAAUCAAGACCGUAAUUGGUCACACUGAAGGAUGUGCCGGUAUUGCAGGAAUUCUGAAGACCAUUCUAGCUAUGCGACAUAAGACCAUUCCUCCCAACCAACAUUUCCACAACCUCAACCCCAGCGUAAAACCUUCUUUCAGAUAUCUUUCCAUUGCCACCACACCGGAGGCUUGGCCCAUACCGCCUCCUCACACCCCACUGCGAGCAAGUGUGAAUGGAUUCGGCUCCGGAGGUACUAAUUGCCAUGCCAUUGUGGAAAGCUAUGUGCCCGAGAUUCACGACAAUGGUCCUUGGGGAAAGCCUCAAGGGUACCAGUGCCCCUCAGACGCCAUUGCUGCACCCCAAAGCGAUUUCUCUGCAAUCCCUCUGCUAUUCUCGGCUAACUCGGGCUCUGCCCUGGUUACCAUGCUGGAGAGGUAUGAAGAGUACUUGGACAAGACAGACGUGUCAAUUCAACGCCUGGGCAUGACGCUCAACUCUCAUCGUUCUACUUUGCCAGUGAGGAUAUCUAUCCCUGGAGCCUCGAGAGCAGAAGUUCUCAGCGCAAUCCGGACACAACUUACCAAAGUCCGCUCAAGUCCCGGAGCGGAGAUUGGCACCCGGUCCUCCCUUCCAGAGUUUGAUCGGGUCAAGCGGCCCAAGAUUUUGGGAGUGUUUACUGGACAAGGAGCUCAAUGGGCAGGUAUGGGUCAAGGGCUUUUGGAGAAAAACGCGUUGUUCCGAGAAGUCAUCGAGGUGAUGGAAGAAGCGAUGGCACAACUGCCCGACGGACCCACGUGGUCUUUGAAGGAGGAGAUAAUGAAGCCCCCGGGAACAUCGCGCCUCGGAGAAGCUGAGAUCUCCCUCCCUGUCUGUGCAGCACUCCAGGUUGGCCUCGUCAAAGUCCUCUGGAGUGCAGGAAUAACUUUCAGCAUGGUUGUCGGUCACUCCGGUGGCGAGAUUGGUUCUGCUUAUGCUGCUGGUAAGAUCAACGAGGUUGAUGCAAUCAAAAUUGCAUACUACCGCGGUGUGUACACAAAACUCGCCAUCGGUAAAGACGGAAAAAAGGGCGGUAUGAUUGCCGUCGGAUUUGGUUACGAAGAAGGGCUCAGGUUUUGCGCCCUCGAGCAAUUCGCCGAUCGCCUCACUGUUGCCGCCAGUAACUCACCCAAGAGUGUCACAAUUUCUGGAGACUUGGAUGCCAUUGGAGAGGCGAAAGAAAUGCUAGACGCGGAGGGCCUGUUCAAUCGUGUUCUCCGGCUCGAUACAGCUUACCACUCUCAUCACAUGUAUCCUUGCGCGGCGCCUUAUCUGGCGGCGAUCGAGCGUUGUGGCCUUGUCGCUGGCAAGUGCAAUGAAACUGCUUGGGCAUCCAGCGUGUAUCAAGAUAACAGAAUGAUCACUCCUGCCCAGGAUGCGGACAUGGAAGCAGCUUACUGGAAAGACAAUCUGAUUGGAAGAGUCUUGUUCUCACAAGCCGUUGAGCGCGCCUUGGACGAGGGCAACGGCGACUUUGACCUCGCCUUCGAGGUUGGACCGCACCCUUCGCUCAAGGGCCCGACUCUGGAGAUUAUCAGGGAGAAGCUUGGCUCUGAAAUCCCCUACUCCGGCGUUCUAGAUCGGAAGUCUGAUGACAUUUCGGCCCUGAGUACCGCUCUCGGGUUCGCGUGGGUGACAUUGGGAUCUGGGAUUGUCGAUUUUGCAGGUUAUGCGUUGGCAUUUGACCCGAGAAAUGCUUCCAUCUCAAAUGCACCCGCUCUUUCUGACCUACCAACAUAUCCAUGGGAUCACAAGAAGAUCCUGUAUCGCGAAUCACGGCUUAACAAGAAUGUCCGCAACAGGGCCGAUGCACCUCACCCGCUUCUUGGUAGCAGAACCCCCGAUGAUACCGAUUAUGAGCCCAGAUGGCGAAACUUCUUCAUCACGGAUGAGUUACCCUGGUUACGAGACCAUUCGAUUCAAAAUCAGAUCAUCGUCCCGGCGGCUACCUACUGUGUCAUGGCGCUUGAAGCUGCGAAGGUUCUUUGCCGGGGAAAGAAUGUGCACAGCAUUGAGCUAUCCAAUGUAGCCAUCUUGCGCCCAAUUGUUUUGGACGAGGCGUCUGAUGGCACCGAGACAUUGUUCUCUGUGCAAAGCAAUCUUGAUUCCAAUAAGAACGAGGGUGAGAUCCAAGCCCACUUCAGUCUCAGCGCUGGUGCGAUGGAUGACAGGCAUUUAAGAACUGCCGCCACCGGUCAGAUUCGAAUCGUCCUUGCCGACCCUGCUGCUGGUUCAGAAUCCCUCGUCCCGCGUCCCGAUCUUCGUCAGAAGGCCAAUCUGGUUCUAUUGCCAACCAGUGUCGAUCGGUUUUAUACCUCAAUGGACGAGAUCGGAUUGAGCUACAGCGGAGCCUUCAGGGCUAUGAAAUCCAUGCAGAGACGCCUGAACUUUGCAUCUGCUACCGUAGCUGUAAACAAAGACCUGGCUGAAGAAAUCCCUGUUCAUCCGACUUGGCUCGAUGCCUGCUUCCAGACCUUCCUCGCAGCAUUUGCCGCUCCUCUCGACAAUUCACUAUGGACCGCCUUUAUGCCAACCACAAUCGGCCGGAUGGUUUUGUUCCCAUCGGAAAAUUCUGAGGGACCCGGGUCUUCAGUUACUGUGGACGCGCACAUUACCGAGUUUGCGCCAGGUUACCAGGUCGCACUGCCGACACUGACUGGUGAUAUGAGCAUAUUCAACACGGACACCAACCAAUUGCAAGUCCAGAUUGAAGAUUUUGUCAUGAGUUCGUUCCUCCCUGCUUCUGAAAGUGAUGACAGGAUAUUUUACUUGAAGAAUGUGUGGGGACAGGAGAUUCUUUCCGGGGCCCUCUGUGAAUCUGAACCCAGAAUCGACGUUCUGGAAUGCGAGUCAAAGGCCAUCGAUGCCUGUGAGCAAGUUAUACAGUAUUACCUGUCCAAGCUCAAUACCCACCUUGAUGAACUAGCCGAGAAAAUUCCCGGGCUUCGCUCUCUGAUCAGCCAGAUGGAGGCUCGCGCCACUAGCGUCCCGACGCAAUCUGAUAUUAACUCCAUUCUGGAAGAACUGGGAGAACACAUAGAUCUUGUUCUAGUCCGUACUAUCGGAGAAGGCCUUUCGGAAAGUCUUUCCGAUUCAAAGUCUGAGGGCCCUAGUUCAGUUGCUCCCAGAGCUACCUCCUUAUCGAUGCCUGCCCUGAUUUCUCGUUGGCACAAUGAGGGCUUGGGUUUCUCACAACUACAAAGCCAUUUCGUGGCUGCAGUGAAACAAAUUUCUCACCAGCACGCCAAUUUGAGAAUUCUUCAAGUUGGCCCAUCUUCACCAAAUCUAGUCCGUGCUGUUUGUCACGAGCUGGGUCGCAGCCUGGAAAAAUAUACUGUCAUCGAUGACUCUGAGCCCAAUAUCGAGGAGAUGAAGAGUGCUCUUGCUGCAGACCAGCUGAGAGUGGAUUUCAAACAAGCCAGUGUGGAGAAUGGGCUUGAAGAAGUUAACCAUUUGACUAACCAUUUCGACUUGGUCAUUGUCCACAAAGCAUUCACCAAGAAAAUUACCGCUUUGAAGACUAUUCGUAGCCUAGUGCGGCCUGGGGGCUUUAUGCUCAUGAUGGCUGCGACUGGCCCCCAGCUUCGUUUCCCAUUCAUGUUGCUAUCUGCACCCCCCUCGGUUGAUGAAGAUGGAUUUGUCCAAACCAAAUUCAUUAACCCCACGCGUGAAGAGACUGACAAGCUCCUUCGACACGUUGGAUUUUCUGGGGUGGACUCCAUUGCUCUGGACAAUGUGCUCGACAAGCAUACAUUCUCUGUCGUCGUGUCGCAAGCGGUCGAUGAUCAUAUAAACUUCUUGCGCCACCCAUUGACAUAUCCCUCGCCUUUUCCCCUCACCGGAAAGCUCCUGGUUGUGGGUGGGCUGUCGCGAGAUAUCGCCAAGCUUGCGAAAAGUAUACGAUCAAAGGUGGCAAGCGUGUGGCAGGGAGAGAUCGUCGAUGUUCGAACCCUCGCUGAGGUGGGUGAUGAAGCGAGCGGUGUGGAGGCUGUCUUGAGUCUGACUGAUCUCGACCGUCCUGUCCUGGAGGAUAUCAGGUCCCCGACCUUGAAAGGUCUGCAGUCGCUAUUAUCAAUUGCUAAAACGGUUCUCUGGAUUACCGAGGGGGCGAAAGCUGAAAAUCCGUAUCAAAAUGCCACCAUUGGUCUUGGCCGGUCGUUCCAGUCCGAGAAUCCACAGAAAGUCCUCCAAUUCCUCGAUCUGGACACAAUUGAUGAUGCUGAUUCAAUGAUUGCGGAGAGUCUUCUGAAACUCGUUGGCGGUGUCAGCUUGAGGAAUAGCGAUUCCGCGGAUGCGACUCACCUGUGGGCAGUUGAGCCAGAGAUCUCCCUUGAGAAGGGCAAAUAUCUUGUUCCAAGACUUUUCCCUGAUACGAAGCGGAACGAUCGGCUGAAUGCUGUCAGGCGCAAAGUAGAGACACUUGCGACUGGCGAGGAAGUUUGCCUCACCAGAUCCGUACAAAAUGAUGGCCAAGUCUCUUAUGCAGCUGAGGAGGUCCACCGCCGCGUGCAUCUUGAAGAAGAUACGGCCCAUCUGAUUGACAUUCAAGUCGAGCUUUGCUCUUUGGAGCCUGUCAUCCCCAGUAUCGAUAAUGAGGGACUUUUUUGUUUCCUUGGGCGCACUCCAGAGGGAGAACAAGUCCUAGGCCUAUCUUCAUCCAAUGCUUCUAUGGUGAAGGCCUCUCGGGCACAGAUAAUACAAGUUGAUAAGGCAAACUUACAAGACGAUGAAGCCUUGUUGUCCGAGCUUCUGAACGAGAUCAAGUCGGUCGUCAUCACCAAGUCCAUCCCCCCUGGAUGCACUACCCUGAUUUACGAACCCGGUGCAUAUCUUGCCGCUUGCCUGAAGAGAUCGGGCCACGCGAAUAUUUCGUCAGUCAGCUUCAAGGCAAGCUCAGCUGGGGCGAUGGCAGGUACCCACAUCUCCAUCGAGCCACAUGCCUCUAGAAAAGAGAUACAAGCGAAGAUAUCCCCCAAGACUAAGAUUCUCCUUCAUAUGGGGCUUGGGACCGAGAAACGGGAGUUUGCGGUUCUCAGACACGCUCUUCCCGCCUACUCGACCGUUGUCGCUUUCACUGACCUUGACGCCCAUAGAUUGAGGCCUGAUCAACUGCUUAUGGAAGCGUUUGCUGUGAUAACAAGUGGCUUGCCGCGCGAAAGUAUUCCAUCUGACUCCAGUGUCGUGGUGAAAGCCUCCGCUUUAGUGGCAGAGGGCAUCAAGGAACAUCCCAACGCAGUUUUCGUUGACUGGACAGGUGCUCAAAACAUCACCAUUAGCCAGAGACCCAUUGACACCACCAACCUUUUCUCGCCUGAUAAGACAUAUCUUCUUGUGGGCCUUACUGGGCAUAUUGGGCAGUCGAUGUGUCGCUGGAUGUCGAGGAGUGGAGCUCGGCAUAUCGUCGUUACAAGUCGAAACCCAGAGAAGCAAGGCCAGCUGUGGAAAGACGAGCUAGUUAGACAAGGAGUAAACAUUGUCAUUGAAGCGGCGGAUGUUACUAACAAGCAUCACCUCACAGAGCUACGCGCUCGCAUCGCUAGCUCGAUGCCUCCGGUUGGUGGUAUUGCCAAUGGUGCCAUGGUGUUGGAUGACAAGAUGUUCAUUGACAUGCCUUUUGAGAGUUUCAAAACUGCCAUCAAGCCCAAGGUGGACGGUUCAAUCUACCUGGAGGAUGUUUUCUCUGGCGAUGACCUUGAAUUCUUUUUGUUCUUCUCCUCUAUUUCGGUGAUGACGGGUCAGCGGACACAGGCUAACUAUGUUGCUGCCAACAACUUCAUGGUCGCCAUGGCAGAGAGACGAAGAGCCCGUGGCCUUCCUGCUUCUGUCAUCGAUAUUGGCAUGGUAUCCGGUAUGGGUGUUAUUCAGAGAUCCCAAAAUGAAAAGGGUGUCAGCAGUAUGGAGAACUCGAUUCGACAGAUGCACUAUAUGCCCGUAUCGGAGGUGGAUUUGCAUCAUCUCCUCGCUGAAGCCAUCCUCGUUGGCCAAAGUGAUGAGUCCCCCGAGCUUAUCACAGGGUUGGAGACCUACAAAGCCGUGGCAGGAGAGACUCCCUUUUGGCACAAUAAUUUGCGAUUUUCUCAUCUCAUCACUGACCCUGACGCUGCGCAGACUGGUGCGGACUCUCUCAAUAGCACCAACAAAUCUCUGAAAGAGAUGCUGCUCAGCUCUGGUGGCCCCGAUGAAGCAACGAAAGUCAUGGAGAAUGCUCUUUUGGAAUACCUAGCAUCUUCACUGAAGCUGGCAAUUGAGAGCAUUUACACAGAUGUUCCCAUAAUUGAUCUGGGCAUCGAUUCUCUUGUCGCCGUUCAAAUUCGCAAUUGGAUCUGGGGUGAAGCCGGAUACGACAUACCUGUUCUGAAGAUUCUGGGUGGUUCUUCGGUCGAACAGAUUUGUGGUGAAGUAGUUUCAUCUCUGUCAUUUGACAAAAAGUCCAUCGCAGCUGCCAAGGUCGAAAGCCAAGCAACACCGACUCAGCAUGUUCGUCCUUGGGAUAAACCAACUGACAAGACUCCAAUGGACGAUGCGAUGACCGCGCCCAGGUCAGGUGUGGCAGCCAAUGGACAUAACACCAUGCCGAACGGUGCGUCAAACGGCAUUUCCAAUGGUGUGUCAAACGGUGUGUCAAAUGGGAUAUCGAAGAAAUCUCCGAUCUCUGCCAGGAAGUGCAAGUCUCAGCCGAGAGUUCAAGACCAUGCGAUUGCCGCGAAGAAAGGCCCUCGUCCGACUCCGAUAAGCACACAUCCGCUCUCAUUGGGUCAAUCACGACUUUAUUUUCUCUCUCAGUACCUUGAAGAUGACGUCGUCUUGAACUGCGUCAUUUCCUACACUCUUUCUGGGAAGCUGGACGUCCCCAAAUUGGAAAGGGCCAUUAACGAGGUGAUUCAGCGUCAUGAGACCUUGCGCACCUCAUUUUACAUAGAUGAGAAGUUAGGAAAGCCUAUGCAGGGAGUCUUGGACAAUUCACCCUUCAAACUCAAGGCUGUCCCUAGUGCCAAUGCCUCAGAUAAUGUCGAGGACGAGUUCGAUUUGAUCCGUUACCGUCAGUAUGAUCUCGAGCAAGCGGACACUUUUGCCGCUACAAUCUUGUCACACCGGGAAAAUUCUCACACUCUUAUCUUUGGAUACCACCACAUCAUCAUGGAUGGUGUCAGUUGGCAAAUAUUCCAGAAGGAUAUGGCCAUGUUCUACAAUGACUCGGACUCAGUUGACUUGCCCAAGUCUUUACCAGCUCAAUAUUCCGAGUUCACUUUGAAGCAACAAAGCGACAUAUCGGAUGGAGCGUACACUGAAAGACUCGAAUUCUUCCAGAACGAAUUCCGAGAGCCUUUGGAAGCUCUCCCUCUUUUCGCUUUUGCGAAAGUGAGCACACGUAAGGCUGUGAAGCAGUACGCUGUUCAAGAGGUUGUUACCCGCCUUGAUGCCGAUGUGGUGAGCGCGAUCAAGAAGGCGAGCCAGGCCUCUCGCACGACUCCUUUCCAUUUCUACCUCUCUGCUUUCCAGGUUCUGUUGCACAAACUCCUGGCCACAGACAAGAUGUGUAUAGGGGUGGUAGAUGCCAAUCGGUCUCAACAGAACUUUGUGAACACCGUCGGGUUCUUCUUGGAGACUAUCCCCUUAUUGUUUAAGGUCGACGAGAAUCAAAGCUUCGUCGAACUGCUGAAGGCAACACGUACUAAAAUGUAUGCUGCUUUAUCCCAGACAGGUGUUCCUACUGAGGAGAUUCUCAAAGCUUGUGGCAUUGUAUCGUCAACAACGGAAACGCCCCUCUUCCAAGUAUGCUUCAAUUAUCGCAUGGGAGCUGGCCGCACUUCUCCUUUGCAGGGAGUGGAGAUGGCAUUCUUGGACUAUGUUGAUGCCAAGAACCCGUUCGACCUCGUUGCGACUGUCGAUGAUCUAGACGACGGAACCGCCAUGAUUACCCUCUGUCUACAGGACUACCUGUAUGAUCAAGAGGGUGCUAAACUCCUUGCCAGCAUGUAUGCGCAAACGCUUGAGGUAUUGGCAGAAAACUCCGAUCGCCUAGUUGGCUUUGUGUCAAUUUCCCAUGCGAGCCUGGAAGAUGAGGCUAUUAAGCUCGGCACCGGGCCCAAGUUGGACCUCACGGCUCCAUUUUCCAGUACUCUAUCGAGCAUCAUUGACACCUGGGUUCACAAGGACCCCCACGCACUUGCUGUGAAAGACACCAGCGGUAAGACAAAGACGUACUUGCAGCUCUCGGAGAGAUCCAACGCUAUUGCAGGGGCGCUGUUUAAUGCUGGUGCCGCGCCUUCAAAUACCAUCGCUGUUCUUCUCGAACCUGGGGUAGACACAAUUGCCGCGAUCCUUGCAAUUCUCCGUAUUGGAGCUACCUAUGUACCUCUCGAUACAAGGAGCUCAGAUAUACUGCUUGCUGAUAUUCUGCGAGAAUCCCAACCGGUAAUUGUGGUUCACCACACUGCAACAGCCCAACGUAUCAAGUACCUUGUGAGCUCCGCUUCGAAAACAAAGUUUGUGACUCUGAACGCGGUCCCUCAGAAGACUGUGAGAAAAUCGCAAGACGUCUCGGUCCCAGAAAGCAUUGCGAUGAUUCUCUAUACCAGCGGUUCCACUGGUAAGCCGAAGGGGAUCCCACUGACGAAUGCCAACAUCCGCACACCUAUCUUAGGUGUUUCGGAGAGAGUGCCACUCGGACGAGAAGUGGUUCUCCAGCAAAGUGGACAAGGAUUUGACGCUGCAGUCUACCAGAUUUUUAUUGCGCUUGCCAAUGGCGGCUCGUUGAUCAUGGCAGACAAUAGAGACGAUGCCGCAAAGCUCGCCGCCCUGAUGGCUCGCGAGGCUGUCACUUGCACCACUCUCAUUGUCUCUGAAAUGCAAGCUUUGUUGAAGUAUGGUUACCAUCAACUUCGCAACUGCUCUUCAUGGCGUGUUGCAAUGGUCGCUGGCGAGGCAUUCACGAUCAGCCUCUUAGACCAGUUCCGUGACCUCAACAUGCCAGACUUGAAGGUGAUCAACGCGUAUGGUCCGACCGAAGCGUCCAUCUGCUCUUCCUUGGGUGAAGUCUCGUUGGAAAAGACCGACUCGACAGAAGUGAGCAUUCCAAUCGGAAAGGCUCUUGCCAACUAUGGAACAUAUAUCGUGGAUGAUAAUUGCAAACCCGUUCCCCUUGGUUGGCCUGGUCAAAUCGCAAUUGCGGGGCCCGGUGUUGCCAGUGGCUAUUUGAACCUCCCUGAACUUACAGAAGCUAAGUUCAAGACUUCAUCUUUUCUGGAAAGCGUAUCCGGGUCAACUGCUAUUUAUCUUACCGGAGAUAAAGGUCGGAUGCUUUCCGAUGGCUCCGUUGUCAUCUCUGGUCGUGUGGAUGGAGAUGAUCAGGUUAAAAUCAGGGGUCAUCGAGUGCAACUCGGGGAUGUCGCCAGGGCUCUCGUUCAAGCAUCUUGUGGAAUAUUUGUGGAUGCGGCUGUUUUGCUCAAGGGGGACGACCCCUCAAAGCAGCAGCUCGUCGCUUACGUCGUCUUCUCGCGAGCCAGUAAUGCACAAGACAAGCAGACAUAUCUCCGUCAACUCAACCAGGAUCUUCCUGUUCCAGCAUACAUGCGCCCGGCAAUCAGCAUUCCUUUAGAUACUCUCCCGGUGACGGAUCGUGGCAAGCUUGACACUCGGAAAUUGGCUUCUUUGCCUCUACCCACUAUCGCCGCCGACGAGGAUGAGGAUGAGGAGCUUACAUCAACAGAGACACGGCUGCGAAACGUUUGGAAAAAUGUUCUGGGUGAAAUUUCUUCAUCCAUUCCGGUUGGUCGUGCUUCUGAUUUCUUUUCAGUUGGCGGUAACUCCUUGCUUUUGUUGCCUUUAAAGGCUGAAAUCACUCGCGAGUUCGGGAUUGAGCUUUCGAUCCCAGAACUCUUCCAUUCCAGCACACUUGAGCUUCUCGCUGCGCGAUUGAAUGGUACUUUAUUGUUGACGCAAAUCAACUGGCAUGAGGAGACCGCCCUGGAUGAGGCAACCUUUACACUGCCCCCCACCACCAACGGAGCGAACGGAGUCAACGGGCACAAAGAAUCGAACGGUGACUCGAAGGGAAUCUCUGUUCUUCUCACAGGCGCCACGGGCUUCCUCGGGGGUCACAUUCUGCGUCAACUUGUCGAACUUCCCGAUGUUUCGCACGUUCACUGUGUGGCCAUCCGACCCAGCGCGGAUGGUUCAACUCGACAAUUGAGCGUUGAUUCACCCAAGAUCACAUGUUACGCAGGCGAUCUUUCCCUUCCUGGUUUGGGAAUGAGCGAGUCCGAAGCUUCUUAUCUAUUCAAGAGAAUCGAUGUCAUUGUUCACAACGGCGCUGAAGUGUCGCACAUGAAGAACUACCGCAGUCUCCGAGCUGCGAACUUCUUAUCCACGAGAGAACUAGCCCGGCAGGCUGUGAGCCAUGGAAUCCCGAUCCAUUAUGUUUCCACUGGAGGUGUGGCACGUCUGAGUGGUGCUGAUGAGCAGCCGGAGGAAUCGCUUGCUGCAUUCUGUCCUCCCAUCGAUGGAUCUGACGGAUACGUGGCGUCCAAAUGGGCAAGCGAGGUUUUCCUUGAGAAAGUUCAACGGCGCUCCAAGCAGCAGUUCUGGAUUCACCGACCUAGCAGCAUCACCGGUGAAAAUGUUCCGGAUAUGGACAUUGCGCAUAGUCUGCUUAAGUUCUCUAAGUUAUUGGGUGCUGUACCUGACCUCACUGGGUCUACUGGAUUCUUCGAUUUCAUCAACAUUGAAACUGUUUCAAAGAACAUCGCUGCCUGCGUGGUCAAUGGCAGCGAGGAGACUGGCGCUGAUCUGGUCUACCUUCACCACAGUGGCGAGCGAGUCAUCGCUGUUGGGGAAUUGCAGGAGUAUAUUGAGGAAUUGGAAGGGCAGGAUUUGAAGGUUCUUCCUCUGAAGGAAUGGGUAUUUAAAUCUAUUCAGAAGGGUCUGGACGAGGUCUUGGGGUCCUUCAUGCUGGCAUCCAAGGGAAAGAUUCGAGCACCUCUAUUGCAAAGGGCCAAUCAGGUCGUGUAG